Myotis lucifugus (little brown bat) is the source of this 447-nucleotide messenger RNA. RefSeq names its product vesicle-associated membrane protein 7-like. NCBI's taxonomy places the organism in Eukaryota, Metazoa, Chordata, Mammalia, Chiroptera, Vespertilionidae. Gene Ontology annotation, biological process: exocytosis; vesicle fusion. Gene Ontology annotation, molecular function: SNARE binding; SNAP receptor activity. The transcript has 5 exons. Bases 10 to 447 code for a protein of 145 amino acids. The record is from RefSeq and is a predicted model, not a curated record. Gene Ontology annotation, cellular component: SNARE complex.
CCGCCCACAAUGACGAUCACCUACAGCUGCAUUGCUAAUGGCCGGGUGAUCCUGGCGGAUCUGGCCUGGACCGGCGGCUCCUACCAGGAAACAGCAGCAACGGUGCUUAGACUAGUGCUUCUUAGAGCUGAACCAAAGACCACAAUUCAAAUGGGAAGCUUUGUCUAUCACAGUCUCUUCAUUGAUGGAAUCAUCUACCUAUGUGCCUCAGACAAUGCAUUGGAUAUUGUAACACCAUCUGCAUUUCUUAAAAAUGUUAGUGAUAUUUUUCUGAAAAAUCCUUUGAUGUCACAAGAACAUUUUUCUCCUUCAAAUGCCAUUGCUGCCGAUUUUCAGCAAGUAUUAGGAAAGUAUAUGUUAGAAGCAAAUCACAAUCAAGGUGAAGGGGUUUUACAAGGAUAUAACUCACUGGGGAUCACCAUAGGGUGUGUCGACCACAAUGUCUGA